This is a messenger RNA of Micropterus salmoides (largemouth bass), 1849 nucleotides long. RefSeq names its product NAD-dependent protein deacylase sirtuin-5, mitochondrial-like. Gene Ontology annotation, molecular function: NAD+ binding; protein-succinyllysine desuccinylase activity; protein-malonyllysine demalonylase activity. NCBI's taxonomy places the organism in Eukaryota, Metazoa, Chordata, Actinopteri, Centrarchiformes, Centrarchidae. The record is from RefSeq and is a predicted model, not a curated record. The coding region runs from base 6 to 1070 and encodes 354 amino acids. The transcript has 9 exons.
GGUUUAUGAGCAUUUCUUUGGAGCGCGAUUUACGACAGUGUGGCACGUUUACGGCUUCUCGUGAUAAUUGUGGUGAUAGAGGUAAACAAGCAAACUCGACGUAUCUUUCUGCUUCGAAAGUGGGAAUUAUCACAAAGCUAAUAACAAAAGUGACAAUGCUCCUCCAAAAUCGAGCUGUGUUUGCACUUCGUCUUCGCAUGUGCUCCACUCAUGUGAUGAGAGGACCUUUGAUGGACACAGCAAGGCCCAGCUCAGACAUGUCUGAAUUCCGUGCACUCUUUUCAAAAGCCAAACACAUAGCUAUCAUCACAGGCGCAGGUGUGAGUGCAGAGAGUGGAGUACCGACCUUCAGGGGAGAAAAUGAGAAGUGGAGGAAGUGGCAGUCUCAGGACCUGGCAACCCCAGAGGCCUUCUCUCGCAACCCGUCUCGCGUCUGGGAGUUCUACCAUUACAGAAGGGAGCUGGCUUUGAGCAAGAAGCCCAGUGUCGCACAUCUGGCUAUAGCAGAGUGUGAGGCCCGACUGAGAAAGCAGGGACGCUCCGUGGUGGUCAUCACCCAGUGCAUAGACGACCUCCACCGACAGGCCGGGUCCAAACACGUGCUCAAGAUUCAUGGCAGUCUGAUGGAGACUCGCUGUGUGAGUUGUGGACACGUGACCACGAACAAGCAAAGCCCCAUAUGUGCUGCCCUAAAGGACAAAGGUGCACCUGACCCAGAUGUUGCUGAUGCCCAGAUUCCAGUGGAUAAACUGCCAAGGUGUGACGAAAGUGACUGUCACGGUCUGCUGAGGCCCAACGUGGUGUUUUUUGGAGAAACUCUGGACUCUCAUAUGCUGACCAAGGUGGAAAAAGAGAUGGAAAUAUGUGAUCUCUGUCUGGUGGUGGGCACAUCUUCAAUUGUUUACCCAGCAGCCAUGUUUGGCCCCCAGAUUGCAUCCAGGGGCAUCCCAGUGGCGGAAUUUAAUAUACAAACGACACCAAAAACUGGGUAUUUCACGCACCAUUUCCAGGGUCCAUGUGGAACCACACUGCCUCCAGCUUUGGCGCGACAUGAGUCAGAGGUUAUUUAAGAGCCACAGGAAUGACUUUACGGACAGCAACCAGUGGCUUCUUCUACAGACUAAUGCAAUCCAAGGUUGGGAAGGGGCAAUCCAUCUUGGUAUAAGAAUGGGAAUACUGUACUCUGUAUGUAGUUAUUUGCAUAGGAAAAUAUCUUUUCAGAUAUCAGAGGGUGUUGCAAUUCUUUACAUAUCUUGUGUAUUAGAUGCUGCUUAGGGAUUGUCAUAUUUUGGAUGUGUUACUAAAAUUAUGGCUGUAGAUAAGAACACGUUACUCCUGCUGCAAGUGGAGAAUAUUCCUCUUUUUUCUUUCCACCGACCAAACAGAUGCACAGAGCGUAGCAUAAUCUUGUGCCUUUCGAAAGUGUUUACACAACCUUGACCAAAUGCUCGCUUUAAACCUCAAGUGCAAAUCAACCAAUGUUACAGAGAUUUAGCCAAGUGUACAGAGUUUGAUUUUGAUCAGGGACACAGAGGAUAGAGAGAGAGAUUCAGUCCCAGCCUGAAUCUGCAUUCCCUCUCAUGCUGUUUGACUGUAGUUAUUAUCGUAUCAGUAUAGUUACAUGUUGUGGAUGAUUCAUGAUACAUUUUUACACAUUCAGUAUCUGAUUUCAAAAAGUUUGUGUUCAACCACUGUAGAUGGAAAUUGUCCAAAAAAUUAAAGCAAUCAUAUAUUUAGUAACAUGAUUAUCUGUUAUGUAAACAACUUUAAACAUGACGCACAAUUUCUUAUGAUGUAUUCUAUUAAAACUGCCAAUUAAAAUACAUACUGUAGAACAUAAUUAUUAAAA